AUGGAAGCCUUCUGUGGAUCAUGGAAAUUGAAGGACAGUGGGGACUUGGAGCCGAUUGCCAAUCGCUUAGGGGUUAGCAUACCCUUGAAGGACAUAGCCGAGUUGCUAAACUCGAUAAUGAAAAUUUCGCCUGUUGGCGAUGGUUACAGCAUGCAAAUUAGCAACGGCGCGAUGACGUACGAAAUGAAGUACAAGUUGGGCGAGGAAUUCGACCACGCUUCACUUGAUGGCCGACCUUUAAAGGCAAGCAUUUGUUCCGUGAUCACAUUUUGCUGUGAGGGUUUUUCUGAAAUAGCUGUUUCGCAACAUUAAAUCAAAUGACUUCUCCUUCAGAAUACAAGCACUUUUAGAGUACCCUUUACAGCAAUCUUUACCAAAUAUAAUAGUCAACAUAGUACUCUUAUCGCAUUUGCCUGAAUUCAUACGUUACCAUAUUCGACCGUAAUGCAAAGGCACACGAGACUUCACUAGAUGCAUCAAUCAGUUAAGUAUCUUUCGAUUCAUUUUCACCAUGCUUACUCCAUACUUUAAAGUAAACCGCAAUUUAAGAUGAAAACUCCCUCUUUGUCCACUGAAAGUAGUUCUUACACCCACUUGUUAGAACCAACAAAUUGAACUUGAUUGUUGGAAUACUUAAAGACACCAAAGGGCAAAAUACAACAUUACUAGAGAUUCAGAAAUUUUCAAACUUUUUCCAGACAAGCCAAACGUGUUACGCUUCAGAGGAGGCAUGUAAGCACACGCAUAGCUAAAAGUGAAACCUAUAGUUGAUAAGUUCCCCAUAUAACUUCUAAAUAUGGAUGCAAAUAAAAUUUCAGAAUUCUUCCAAGAUGAGCUACGUGUUUCCGACAAAUACACACAUCGUAAAACAUGUUUGGCAGUGUGUUUGUCUCUCGGGAUGUCAGCCAAAAGGGACAGAGCGGAAAUAGUUCUUCAGAACGAAUAUGGCGAAUUUUGACAAAACCCACCAACUAAGGCUAUCAGGUGGAAGUCAUGAACUUAUUUAGUAAUUAUCGACAAAGCGCACCAAAACCGCGCAUGUUAUACAGUUCCGUAGAUGAAAAACCUAACGUGAAAUCCGAAAGGUUAUUGGCAUGUAUAUUAUUUAACAGCGAAGGACAUUGUGCCAACCCGUGUUCAUUUAAAUAACCCCUGUCAUUUCCUUUCCUAUCUGUCUUCUGUAGCCAAAUUCCACACAGUUAAAAUGAGCAUUUGUUGAUACACAUAUACAGGCGCAUUGAAUGCUCUACGCUGCCAUCUUAGUGCACUUUAUUGUCUAAAUUGAAGCAAAUUCUAUUUCACCUAGAAAGCACCAUUUUUGGCUUUCACACGUAAUCGCAAUUUUUUAAAUAGCGGAUUAGUCACAAGAAGGUGCUACGUGACACAUGUCCGUGGGAGUGAGGAGUCCAUCAUCAGCUGAUGACUUUGUUUUACGCGACCUAUCGACUGUCACCCGUUUAACCAUUCAAACUUCAAAAGGCCCUGUUGUGAGAAUACCUGGCUCAUUCUUAUCUUCUCAGAUGCAUCUAAGCUAACAAACUUUGAAUUAAUGUGGACUAUGAGAAUCUUGACUUCGCAAAAGAAACGGCGUUAUAGUUUCCUUAGCAAAAGCAUAAUUAACAAAAAUAGAUCUGCAUUUUUCUAUGCCUAUGCCCCGCCGGUUCAGUACAGCCAGUGGCCGUUCUCCUUAAAUUUUGGCGGAAAUUUUGAGAUGGACUUUCAGUUAGGAAGGCUUCCUUGAAUGAUUUGUAACACUGAUUACCGUGCGACAUAAUUUGAUGGCAUUUCUGUCGCGCAAGAGGCCGCCUGGCAAAACUCAAAUUGGUUAAAAAAAAUGGCUGUUUAAGUAGCGUGAAAUCUUUUACUACUUAUCAAUACCCUUAUAAAUUUGCAUAUGUCUUAGAGAAAACGUGUUUAAAUGGAUGCUUUCUUUUAUCCUUUCGGUGGCAAACUACGUGUCUUUGUGAUUUUGUCGCCGAAAUGUUCCCAAUUACCGAUAAACUGCGAGCCAUAUCUGUUGUUGAUUUUACUUGUCGGCCUUAGAAUCUAGAAGCUGUUCACUUUCAAUGCAAGACAUCGCCCCAAUACCUCGAUGCCAUUAGGAAAAUACCAUUUGGGAGUCAAAAAAGAUUGCAAUCAAUGUGGACAGUGCUGUAUACUUUAAAAUAGGCAUAUACAAACGGAAUGAUUCAAUGCUAUGUGAAUAGGCACCUACUGAAUUUAAACUAUAUCAUAAUUGUACAUUUUGAAACCAACUGUAUCCUUUUCCCGGGCAUGGCAUUCAAAAAAAACCGAUUUGGUCUUAUUUUAUUCAGAAUAUAUCUGGCUUCAUUGGGGCAUCAAAAAUCAACUAAAAAAAUUCUAUACUAUCUAAGUGGCCGAGUUUGGCCAAUCGUAAUUUUUCCCGGCCUCAAAAAACGUACAUUUCCUGACGUGUCCAAAAUAUUACAGAAUUGCGAUGUGCAAUAAUCUAUUGCGAAACGCAACUUACAUAAUCCCAACACAUCCCCGACUUUCAGGUACCGUUUCAUGAGGUCAGUCCAUGAGCACCCAAAUUUAUGCUUCUAUUUUACGGACCUGGAGGGGGGAGUAUCCAGAGCGCCCACGGACACUAGUUGUAACAUAAAACGAACCACAAAGGGCGUUUUAAAAUUAAAUUCUUACAUUUCCCAUUAUUGUAGACAAAAGUAACACUGGAAGGCAAGACGCUGAAACAGGUUGACAAGGGAGACAAGCUUAUGACCAUGGAGAGUGUGGUGGAGGGCAAUACGCUAACAAUGGUAAGUAAGCCUUCUAUACUUCUUUUUUUCACAUAAAAUAAAAUGCAAAUGAGUAGAUUUGCGUGAUCGACAAGGUUGACAGAAGACGGAAUGUAUAGACAAAUAUAUGAUAGGGUAAUCAAACGGACAUGCUGGUCUACGCGAUCUGUGGCCAAACAGUUGCGAAUGUGAUUGCUAUCUGCGAGAGACUGAAUUGCAUUACGGAUUUUAUGAAAAUCCUUAAAAGGCUAGUACAGCUGCGCUGUUCUUAUGAUUUGCCUUCAACUGUUCUCAGUGUUAUUUAUUGCGGUAGCUGUGAGGAGACUGCUCACUUCAAUUGAAUGGCAAACACAUCAUGAGAAUCGGGCAGAAAGUGUUUUGUUGCUGACAACUUUAUAAUAUUGGUGCGCCCUGACUUGACUGUGGUCAGGUAGCAUCAGAUAGGGUGGCAAUAAAUACAUUUAUCAUGAAAAUUCGCAAGAACGUUGUUGUGGCCACUACUCAACCUAAACCGUACCCGCACGACAGACUUAAACAGUGCCGUUUAAUGCGGCCGGGUGUAGUAUUUGAACUUGCAAAACUGCUUUCGUCUUAGGGAAGUAUCAAGGAUCUUUUACACUUGCGUUAUUACGACAAUCGCAAUCAUCCCGUCGGUUCAAGAAGCCUUGCAGAAAACUCUAAUGCUCAUGGCAUCGAUCAGAAGACAUAGAGGUUGAUGGCCUAAUAAAAGCCCGCCAUUAGUGUAGCAAAGCAUACAGGUUUCAGCCAAAUUGAAAUGUCUGCCACAGUAUAAUAAGCAGCAUUUUUUGCAUUUCUUUUCUAAUUUGCAGACUGCACGACUGGAGGAGCUGGUUUGUGUUCGACGCUACACCCGAAUUUGA
Messenger RNA from Spirometra erinaceieuropaei, 3640 nucleotides. The record is from the annotation of a GenBank genome assembly. Lineage: Eukaryota; Metazoa; Platyhelminthes; Cestoda; Diphyllobothriidea; Diphyllobothriidae.